AUGCACGUCACAUACAGCAACGGUAAAUCGGUGGGAUUCGGCACGAUCAUACGUCCUGAGGAAGCUGUUCUGCAACCGACUGUGACGUUCCAAACCCUAUCAGAAGAUAAAGCAUAUACGUUGAUGAUGUUUGAUGCCGAUGCUGAGGUGCCACUCGUCCGACACUGGACCAUUGCCAACAUUCAAGGCCGCGAUCCAACGCCUGCUUUUAACAGCAAUAGUCCGAUUCAUCAGUACACACCUUACCACGGGCCGACUCCUCCUGAAAACACAGGCUACCACCGAUAUAUCUUUACUUUAUUCGAACAAACGCAAUUCUCUCAAGUCUUACGCCCUGUGCUCGACUUCCCUAACCAGCAUCGAGCCUUUUUCAAUCUCACGGCGUUUAUCAAUGAAAACCAACUCAAGCCGGUGGCUGCUGCUUACAUGCUCGUCACGCACCAAGAUGGUUACGAAGGGGAAUAUAAACGUAUAAAUAGUGGACGGUUUAAGAGUGCGAGUGCAUCAACAUAG
Messenger RNA from Radiomyces spectabilis, 513 nucleotides. RefSeq names its product phosphatidylethanolamine-binding protein. The coding region runs from base 1 to 513 and encodes 170 amino acids. Lineage: Eukaryota; Fungi; Mucoromycota; Mucoromycetes; Mucorales; Radiomycetaceae. The transcript is spliced from 2 exons. The record is from RefSeq and is a predicted model, not a curated record.